Messenger RNA from Eublepharis macularius, 1523 nucleotides. RefSeq names its product ADP-ribosylhydrolase ARH1-like. The coding region runs from base 16 to 1422 and encodes 468 amino acids. NCBI's taxonomy places the organism in Eukaryota, Metazoa, Chordata, Lepidosauria, Squamata, Eublepharidae. The record is from RefSeq and is a predicted model, not a curated record. Gene Ontology annotation, molecular function: ADP-ribosylarginine-[protein] hydrolase activity; magnesium ion binding. The transcript is spliced from 8 exons. Gene Ontology annotation, biological process: protein de-ADP-ribosylation.
ACGUCUGUCGAAUAAAUGCAAUUGUUCUUCCACGACUGGUUCACUGCCCACGUUUCCAGUUGGAACACCGAUUCACACUGCGCGUUUCGCAUUGAUCGGGCCCCCACGGAAGCCCCGCCCCCCUCCGCCAGAUCUCCCCUCUUUCGCUUUAAGCGCCCCCACCCCCCCACCCCGGACUUUGGCUGCGCUUCAGCUGGGCGGUCAUUUGCCCUAGAAAUCGCUGAGGCAGCAGCAGGGGGUGGGAGAGCGGCAUGUGCCAGGGGAGGGCAAGCGGCUGGAGGGGACGGGGCAGAAAACACGCAGCCGCUCUUCGGCCACCAGAUCUGCACCGCCAUGGAAGUCUCUCCCCAAGCUCCCUCCAAGGAUGCCUAUUGUGCAGCCAUGGUGCUGUCUGGAGCAGGGGAUGCUCUCGGAUAUCGCAACCAACGCUGGGAAUACUGCACCUCAGGGCCUCAGAUCCACCAGGAGCUCCAGGAAAUGGGGGGACUUGGCCAGAUUUGUGUGUCCCUCCCUGACUGGCCUGUCAGUGAUGACACUGUGCUGCACCUUGCAACUGCUGAGGCUCUAGCCACUGGGAAAAAUGGGGAGCCUCUGCUCCAGGAACUGGCUAGCCGUUAUGUUGAAGCCAUGAAGGACAUGGACGGCAGGAAGCCAGGACCCACAAGCAUUCUGGGAACUUCCCAGUUGCGACCAGAGGAGCCAGGGGGAUAUCGUAUUCCCUUCAACCCCAGUGCAACAGGUUGUGGUGCUGCUAUGAGGUCCAUGUGCAUUGGGCUUAGGUAUCCACAUCCUUCAGAUCUGACCACUUUGGUUCAAGUCAGUGUAGAAAGUGGAAGAAUGACACAUCACCACCCCACAGGCUAUCUGGGGGCCCUGGCUUCUGCCCUUUUUACUGCUUAUGCUGUCCAGGGCCUUCCUCUUGAACGCUGGGGAUUAGGGUUGCUCAAGACGCUGCCCCUCGCCUUAGAGUACAUCCAGAGUACUGCAGCUGACAGUGACUUAAAUGUGGGGUCUUGGGCUUAUUUCCAGGAGAAAUGGGAAUGGUACCUCUCAGAGCGGGGCCUUGCUAGUGGUCAGGGUCCUGCCCGUUUUCCUUCUGCCUAUGGUCCUGCUGAACGAGAUGUCAUCUACAAAACUUUCAGCUUGGAUGGCUGGGCUGGGCGGAGCGGUCACGAUGCCCCCAUGAUUGCCUAUGAUGCUCUGCUAGGCGCAGGGGAUAGCUGGGCGGAGCUGUGCAGCCGUGCCAUGUUCCAUGGUGGAGACAGUGACUCCACUGGGGUGAUUGCAGCAAGCUGCUGGGGUCUCGCUCAUGGAUUCAGAGGAGUCCCAGAGGGAAACCACCAGAAGCUUGAAUACCGAGACAGGAUGGUGGCUGCAGCUGGUAAUCUCUAUGAUCUUGCUUGGGGACAGAAACCUGUCUGAGAGACCUUUCUUGUUACAUAGCAUCUCUGACCCCCUGUGGAGGAAUUGCAAAAUGCUGAAAUCUACUCUUUGUAGAAUAAACUGAAGCCGUCUUUACAAUU